CUUUCAUCGGCCCUCUGGAACAAGGAGAUUUAAUACCAAAAUUCCCAAGAGCAAGGUAUUUCCUGGUGGGGAGAGAAGUUUUUACGUAGAGGUGGGCAGAAGAUGACAACAGAAGGCAUGAUCCGAGCCGUUGUAGAAGCCAUCCAUGCCACACCAAUGCACGCAGUCCUCUUUGUAUCUGGCGGGGCAUCUCAGGCCCUUGGAUGGCUAUUAUCGUUGCCCGGAGCUUCGAACACCGUCCUUGAGGCUCUCGUGCCUUAUUCUCGCCUCUCCAUGACUCAAUUGCUGGGAAAGGUUCCUGCAGCAUUCGUUAGUAAACAAACUGCAGAGGAGAUGGCAUUGCUGGCAUAUAAUCGUGCUUUGAAACUUACUAAAAUAGGUGCUCCGGUUAUGGGGAUUGGAUUCACUGGGUCAUUGGCUAGCACGCAUCCAAAGCACGGGGACCAUCGGUUUUUCUUGUCAACAAGGACAUCGAAUCUAUUAAGGACAUCUAAAAUAACCUUGAUUAAGGGCCUUAGGGAUCGAGAAGAGGAAGAUUGGAUUUCAAGUACAUUUUUACUCCAGGGAUCAAGAUCAGUGUGCCAUCGAGCUAACCGGAGUGGGGUGUACCAAAGUCCUUUAGAGGAAAUGGCGGAUGCAUGUCUGGUUCAAUGUGCGGUAAAUAUGGGAUUGCAGGAAUCUGAGGUGCCUGAAGAAUCUCAAGAGUCAUUUGAUGAGGAUAAGGAGCUACAACAAGUUAUAGAUGGAGAAAUUUCCAUGAAGAUUUAUCCAUUUUCUAGUGAUAUGCAUGCUUUAAAAUCUGAAAGAAAGGUUAUACUACCUGGUUCAUUUAAUCCCUUGCAUGAUGGUCACCUCAAACUUUUGGAAGUUGCUUCAAGAAUGUGCAGUGAUGGUUUUCCUUGCUUUGAGAUAUCUGCUGUAAAUCCAGAUAAGCCACCUUUGACAAUAUGCGAAAUCAAAGAAAGAGUUAAACAAUUUGAACAUGUUGGGAAAACUGUGAUCAUCUCUAAUCUACCUUACUUCUACAAGAAGGCAGAACUGUUUCCUGGCAGUGCUUUUGUAAUUGGCGCAGAUACUGCAGCAAGACUUAUCAAUCCAAAAUAUUAUGGUGGGGAUUAUGGUAGAAUGGUGGAGAUAAUGGUGGGAUGCAAACGAUUAGGUUGCACUUUUGUUGUAGGGGGUCGAAAUGUUGAUGGCACCUUCAAGGUUCUGCGGGAUUUUGACAUCCCAAAUGAGUUAAGAGAUUUAUUCCUUGCAAUACCAGAGGGGGAAUUUCAUAUGGAUAUUUCCUCGACAGAAAUAAGGAAAAGUCGUGGGCAGUAGACAACUUUAUGAUAGUGUUCUGGGUGCUGCAGGUUCAAGUGUUGUAUCAUUUGAUUGGUUUGAAUUAUGUAGGUACAAUUGUUUCUAGAAUCAAAAUGUCAUCCAAAUGCUUAAAAUGUAAAAUUCUUGUCAUAAAAUGGUAUUGUUGUUAUUUUAAAUAAAACACAAGGGUAGUUAUGGAGUGAAA
Messenger RNA from Amborella trichopoda, 1510 nucleotides. RefSeq names its product Nucleotidylyl transferase superfamily protein. The record is from RefSeq and is a predicted model, not a curated record. Gene Ontology annotation, cellular component: cytoplasm; nucleus. Gene Ontology annotation, molecular function: nicotinamide-nucleotide adenylyltransferase activity; ATP hydrolysis activity. NCBI's taxonomy places the organism in Eukaryota, Viridiplantae, Streptophyta, Magnoliopsida, Amborellales, Amborellaceae.